Messenger RNA from Amoebophrya sp. A25, 2403 nucleotides. NCBI's taxonomy places the organism in Eukaryota, Dinophyceae, Syndiniales, Amoebophryaceae. The record is from the annotation of a GenBank genome assembly.
GCUCUCUCACUGGAUCCGCAAUCUAAAUCGAUCCAGAGGCGUUCGCGUGACGCCGGUGAAAAAGGUCCUUGAAAGUUAUCCCAGCGCUUGAUCCAAAAGAACCCCCUCAAAGCUCCUCUCUCAUAUUCUCUAAAUAGAUGUUCACACUAGUAUUCAAAAUGAAAAUUGUUCACAUCUUAUCCCCUGGCAAAUAGUAUUCAAAACGAGAAUCCAUAUCUCAUUGCGUUGCUUGCUCCUGACUCUGCUCAAUCUCAUCUCAACCUCAUCUCUAAACGAACCAAACCUUUCCUCCACGCCAAACCUUUCUUAACAGGGAAAGUAUAAGGGAAGUCUCUCUCCUCUCCUAAGAGAAGCUUUUCUCGUCUUCGGUAGCAUAACAAAAUGGGUCGUAUCGUCCGUGGUCAGCGUAAGGGUGCCGGUGGUGUCUUCAAGGCCAAAACCAAGCACCGCAAGGGAGCCGCCAAGCUCCGUUGCCUCGACUAUGCCGAACGUCACGGGUAGUUUUUCUUGAAUUCUCUGCGUUAGCAAACCUAUAUUUGCUAUGGUUUUUUAGAUUUUUGGAUUCGGAUUUUAUGAACUGAUGGCAGAACAAAUCAGAAUGUUGUAGAAAAGUGCUGACGACCUUCUAAAACAUACGAGUCUCUUUCCCUAAAGAUUUAGAUCAUAAAUUUUGUGCACUCAGAGAAUUCCCGGUGAUUCCCUCAUGAUAGUACGUUUCUUUUUAUGCUAGCAAAAUGUCUAAAUACUCUCUACCGAAAAAUCUCUAACUCCAACGUCACAUACCACAAAUCCGAAAAACAGAUAUGUCAAGGGUCUCGUGAAGGAGAUUAUCCACGACCCGGGACGUGGCGCUCCUCUCGCCAAGGUCCACUUCCGCGAUCCGUACCGUUACAAGACCGACAAGCAGCUUAUGGUUGCCGUCGAAGGAACCUACACCGGACAGUUCAUCUACUGCGGUACUGCUCUAAACUUGGAUAGACUUGGGGAUAUCCUCAGAAGUAGCUAGUCUUCUGCAGAUUUUAGGAUCGUUGUGAACUCUAAGUACCAAGUCGUGUGUCGUGUUCGAUCAUUGCCGUCGGAUAAUCUUUAGAUGUUUCACCAGAACGAUGAUCUCAUCAUGAUACUUGCUCCGUCUCGCAGAAUGAGAAGACACUGUAAAAUUAUUAUAUUCCCCUGCUCAACCAAAAUCACAGGUAAAACCGCCCAACUCGCUGUCGGCAAUGUGCUCCCGGUCGGGAAGUGCCCAGAAGGUACCGUUGUCUCCAUGGUGGAGGAUAAGUUUGCUGAUCGCGGUUCCAUCGCUCGUGCUUCCGGAACUUCCUGCAUCGUCAUCGGACACUCUGAGGACGGCAAGAAAUCCAUGGUCAAGCUCCCGUCCGGCACGCGUAAGCGCAUCCCCUCUGGAUCCCGUGCCAUCGUCGGUGUCGUCGCAGGAGGAGGCCGAAUCGAUAAGCCGAUGUUGAAGGCCGGUAUAGCCGAUGUUGAUAGACGAUACCAAAUAUACACAUAUCCUGAGACGUGAAUACACAUUUUUUUGACGUUCGUUGCUUCUCGUCUUAAUCAUUAGAUUUUGUUGCAAAAGUACAUUCUGUUACACCUCGUCUCUGAGGACUCACUUUGAAACAGCUCCACUAUUUGAAAUGCCACUUCGAAAUACUUGGUGUCAGUUCCUCUGAACAUUCGAACAUCCUUCAGGUAACGCCUUCCACAAGUACCGCGUGAAGCGCAACUGCUGGCCAAAGGUUCGUGGUGUGGCGAUGAACCCGGUUGAGCAUCCUCACGGUGGUGGUAACCAUCAGCACGUGGGUCACCCCACCACCACCGCUCGUAACGCGCCGCCAGGUCAGAAGGUCGGUCUCAUCGCCGCCCGUCGUACCGGUAUCUUGCGUGGUGGUAACAAGAUGAACAAGUAAACUUAUGUCUUUUUACUUACGUCGUAGUACCGGUUGUACCUUACGUGGUGGUAAGACGAAGAUGGAGACUUGUUUUUGAGGCGCUGAAGAUGCGAACAUUUACAAGACGUCAGCAGAUGAAAGAAGCUAUUUCAUGCGUCGAAAAUGCUUGCGGCGGAGGUACCUCCUGGAUGAAGCGCAGCUACAGCGUGACAAAGAAGAUCCUUGGAGGGACGAUACGUCAAAAAAUCUGUUGAAAUUUGCACUAUGCUCUGAAUUUCUGAUUAUUUCGAUGAGAUGAAAGACUUAUCAUUCUGCAGAUUUGUAACAGCUGAGGAGAAUUGACUACCGAAAGACGAAAAAAGGCCUGCGUGCCCCCUCUAUGUGGAGGAGGCGCGCGGCGCGCCAUUGCGCCUGGUCGUAAGUGUCAUGGGAAGAUCCUGUGUUCCAGUCAGUGAGAAAACGCUUUUAUCUUUAGAUAAGCAGAGUUAGUAUGCAAGUUCAACAAAAG